Messenger RNA from Rhodotorula toruloides NP11, 255 nucleotides. RefSeq lists its product as uncharacterized. The record is from RefSeq and is a predicted model, not a curated record. NCBI's taxonomy places the organism in Eukaryota, Fungi, Basidiomycota, Microbotryomycetes, Sporidiobolales, Sporidiobolaceae. Bases 1 to 255 code for a protein of 84 amino acids. The transcript is spliced from 5 exons.
AUGUCAAUCCCGCGUCGAGCGCGUCGCUGGCCCGCGCACGAGAGCAUCCUCGCAGUCACCGCCAACCCGCACCAACUCGAAAAGAACUACCUCGCCGCCGUCAACAUGGGCAAGACCGCCACCACCAAGACCAAAGAGCCCAAAGAGCUGUCCGAACAGCAGUCGCUCUGGCAGGACUUCAGGAAGAGGAGGACGGAGGAGCUGAAGAAGGCGGACCCGGACCAGAAGUCGCCCGAGAACCCCAAGCACGAGUGA